CCAGCAGGCACCAGUUUCACACUGAACCCAAACCCUGCGGCACCAACAGCAGCACCAACUGGCUUUGGGUUUGGUACCCCAGCAGCAACUCAGGCCACGACAGGCCUCACUUUUGGCACGCCUGCUGCUGCUACACAAGCAUCGACUGGCUUCAGCUUUGGCGCGCCGUCAGCGACCCUUCAAGGCUCGACUGGGUUCGGUUUCGGUGCACCGACCGCCACCACACAGGCCCCUCAGGCAGGCUUCGGUUUUGGCUCGUCGGUCGCAGCCACACAGCCAUCGACGGGGUUCAGUUUCGGCACUCCUGCUGCCUCUACACAGGCAUCGACCGGGUUCAGCUUCACCACUCCCGCAGCCUCUACGCAGGCGCCGACCGGGUUCAGCCUGGGUGCCCCGCAGGCAACGUCGCAGGCCUCUACGGGGUUCAGCCUGGGCGCCCCGCAGGCAGCGGCGACGCCUUUCGUCGGCUUGGGCGGCAAGCAGCUGCAGCUGGGACCUGGCGGGACCGUUGUGUCGACAGGCGGCCUGUCGACCAAUUUCGGCAAGGCGGACGGCAAAUCGGCCAAGGAAACACCCGUGCCCGACGAGGUCGCCCAGACGGUGGCCGCCUUUCAGAAGCACGUACAGGAGCAGAAGUCCGAGUACGAGCAGAUCUCUCGCCACUCGUGGGCUCCCGUGCAGCGCGUGCGCGAGGAGACGGGUGCGCUCCGCCAGCUGCUGGCCGCCGUCGAGGCGUCCGUGCAGCGGCACGCCACGGCCGUCUCCAAACACAAACACGACGUGGGCGAGGCGCUCAAGAGCGCCGAGGUGGCGCAGCGCACGUCCGAGAUCUCGCCAGGCCUACAGUACGAGAACUUGGCGCCACAGGAGCUGUUCGAGCGGCUGGUGCAGCAGUACGAGGCGUCCAUGGUUACCUACAAGCGCCAGAUCGACCAGCUGGAGCGGUUGCUCGCGGCUUCGGACGGCGCCAGCUUCGUUUCGCCGGAGGAGCUGAUGAGCGCCAUACGACAGCUGCACGAGACGUUCGUGUGGCUGGCUGGACACCUACAGACGGUGCAUGAGAAGGUGCAGGUGCUCAAGGACCACUACCUGGCCUACCGCCGCAGCAUGGGCGGUGAUAUAGCGGACGUGUUUGGUGGUGACCGUGGGAAGGCGGCGCCACCGCCACCGCCACCACAGCCCCAGCCCGGACCGUCACCGUUCGCCGUGGAUCGGAACGCGGCAGCGGCGGCCGUGGCGGCCGUGGCGCAGGCGCUGGGCGAGGCGCCGGCGGCGGCCGCGUCCGUGCACGCCACGCCUGCCGCCGGCACGUCCCUGCUGGGCGCCGCUGCCAGCCCGUUUGCGGCCGUCAGCUCUACUGGGUUCGGCGCCAGCGGCUCGCUCUUUGGCUCAACGCCGGCUUUCGGGCUCAAACUUGAUCCGCCGCCCGGAAGCAAACGCGGCAAAGUGGACUGACGUGUAUUGACGUGAGCAAAAUUUACUGAUAUACUAAUUUCUACCCUCUUCAUAGCUGUACUCAGUGAGUUGAGCUGUUCGAAAGUGUUUGCAACGAGUAAAUAUUGUACCGACACAACUUUGGGUAAUUUAGAAUGCACUGCAUAGGUCUACAGGUUCUUAGCGACUUACCCCCAACCAGCAUUUCGUUCCGCGCCGCUUUGAGACUACGAUGUUAAUACACACGAACCAUUGAA
This is a messenger RNA of Pollicipes pollicipes, 1691 nucleotides long. Its product is annotated as nucleoporin p58/p45-like. Gene Ontology annotation, molecular function: structural constituent of nuclear pore. The annotation marks the transcript as partial. Lineage: Eukaryota; Metazoa; Arthropoda; Thecostraca; Pollicipedomorpha; Pollicipedidae. The transcript has a single exon. The record is from RefSeq and is a predicted model, not a curated record. Gene Ontology annotation, cellular component: nuclear pore. Gene Ontology annotation, biological process: nucleocytoplasmic transport.